AUGAAUGUAAAGUGUUUUUUAGUUUUGUUUAUUAUUGGAUAUAUUAAAGCUGAUUAUUUGUAUUCUUCAUCUUCAGCGGCGUCAUGUGGAUUCCCUCAUAUAGAUAAUGGAAGAGUGCGAGUGAGACAAAAAUCUAGAUUAGUGAAGUUUAUUUGUUCGCCGCGGUACGAGUUGGUUGGCAAUAAAUAUGCAACCUGCAGGGGCUCGCAAUGGGACGUGCCGUUGCCCGUUUGUGUUCGUACAGGAUGCAAGGUACCGUCUAUUGAGAAUGGAGUGGAGAUACCUUCAAGACAAAACGCCUGGGUGGUUUUCUUCUGUCUGCCAGGACAUAAGAUGAUCGGCUCUUCGACUAUAUAUUGUGAUGGGAGACGAUGGAACGGGACAGCACCAUCCUGCGUUGAUGCAACGUCGUCUGGUUUACCGAAAUGUGACUUCGAAGAUCCGAAGAUCUGUGGCUGGAUGCAGGAUGAUCUCCACGACUUUGACUGGAUCAGGCUGAAUCAAAAAACACCUUCUAAUUUCCUCUUUACGGGACCUUCGUACGAUCAUACCUACGGAAAAGGAGGUUCAGGUUACUAUAUGUAUAUUGAGAGUACAUCAAGAUUAGUAAAUGACAGCGCCCGUCUCAUAUCGCCGAUAUACGACGGCGCCUUAGCUAAGGAUGGCUGCUUUGUAUUCUUUUACCAUAUGUAUGGAGAAACGACUGGUGGUCUCCGUGUAUACCAGAAACCGGAGAACUAUGCUUUGAGUUCUCUCCUCGGACUGAGCAGUAGCGAGAAACAGAAGUAUAUUCUCUUCGAGAAGUGGGGCAAUCUUGGUAACGUUUGGUACGACGCUGUUCUGCCCCUUGUCGACUUCUCUGAUAACUUUCAGAUCGUAAUCGAAGGUCUACGAGGGUCUAGUUUCACUAGCGACAUCGCGAUAGAUGACGUGGCCAUCCUGCAGGGCAGCAAUUGCAGCGUGGCGCAGCUUGAAGCCACCACACCCUCGGAAAUCUCGUCGGAUUCAUGUACGGGUCGCUGCGACCUUCUGGGCAAAAACACAGCCAGCGGUGGCUGCACCUGCGCAGCUUCUUGUAUAAGAGAAAAUAACUGCUGCAUCGAUUUCUUCGACACUUGUGUAUUUUCUAAUGAUGGCGACAAUAACAACGACGAUAAUUCGAGCAAUAGUACAGAGAUCGCGCCGCAAACGCAAAAAUUAAUAGCCAGUACACCAUUUACUACCUCAACAACUACAACCCUCACACCAAAAACUACCUCAACAACAAGACGAUCAACCACUUCUACAACGACUACAACUGCUAAACCGACAACUACAACAUCAACUACAACAACAACCACGACAACAACUACAACUCCAAAAACAACCACAACUACAUCAACGACCACAACUAAACCAGUCACUAACGUUACUAAAGUCACAAAGAUUGCUACCACAAUCACACCCAAACCAACAACACAACCUACAACAAAACUACAAACAACUAUUAAAACGACCAGCCCUAAAAUUCAAAUAGAUUAUUCAUUCACUCCAAUACAAGAUGUUUUUCAAGAUGAAGAUGAUAAUGGAAUAAAAGACGAAGAAAAUACAGACAAAGAGCAAAAUACCAUAGAAUACGCGACAGAGCCUACAAAAUCUGGUAGUUUGAAGACGGGUCUAAUAUCAAUAUUAGCUAUAUUAUGUUGCAUUGGUUUGAUUUGGUUGCUUUUGGAGGUUAGGAGUUCUCGCGGCAGACGCACUUUGGCGCGUAUCCGAGGUCAUGUCACCAGCGAUCCAGAAGUCAGAUAUUUAUCAACAGAUGUAGAUGAUGAUUAAAUUAUUUUAAUUUAUUAAAUUAUGCUUUUUA
Papilio polytes (common Mormon) is the source of this 1846-nucleotide messenger RNA. It is a transcript of the gene Scr-c, whose product is annotated as MAM and LDL-receptor class A domain-containing protein 2-like. NCBI's taxonomy places the organism in Eukaryota, Metazoa, Arthropoda, Insecta, Lepidoptera, Papilionidae. Bases 1 to 1815 code for a protein of 604 amino acids. The record is from RefSeq and is a predicted model, not a curated record. Gene Ontology annotation, cellular component: membrane. The transcript has 10 exons.